AGGUGGCACUUUCGUCUAUAAGAGCACGGCCUGGUAGCAUGUCUAGAGACAACAACCUAAAGUGACCCUAACACCACAGUCAGAGACAGAGUAAAUGCAUAAACUGCGGAGCCUCUCUAUAGCCAAAGUGGCUAAAGUUUUCAGCAGAUUGUCGACAAGACUAAAGAACACAGCAGGAAGACCUUCAGCUCCACUGGGUUCACGGAUUCUGACCAAUCCUGAUGACAUCUUUAAGCACAACAUGUGGGAUCAUGUACAGUGGUCAGAAGAGGACAAAGAAAAUGCACAGCAGAAGGCACAAGAAAAUUCCUGUGUGCAAAUUCCUUUAAAUGAACAAGGUAAAUUUGACACAGAAGCUUACCUGUACUGGGACAAGUUUUAUGAGAUGCACCGGGAUAAGUUCUUCAAAGAUCGCAAGUGGCUGUUUUUAGAAUUCCCAGAACUGCUUCCAUCGGAUACAAAAAACCAAGCCACAACCAGAUGUCAUGGUGAUCAGCAGGUGGAAAUCCUGCUACCUAGUGAAUCCAACAUGGACUCAGAGACCAGACACCAUCAACACAGUGGCACAACUCACUAUCACAGACACGCCCCUGAUUGUCAGAAGGCCCGUCAAGGAGCAUCACUGGAAAAAAAUGAAGAUGCCACUCAGACUUCUACUUUCCCUGGACAACAUGCAUCUUUCAGGAUCUUGGAGGUUGGAUGUGGGGUUGGUAACAGUGUAUUUCCCAUUGUUAAUUCCAUAAAAGGAACAGAUGCAUUUUUAUACUGCUGUGACUUCUCCCCACGUGCCAUUCAGGUGGUCAAGGACCAUCCAGACUAUGAUGACUCUGUGUGUCAUGCCUUUGUCCAUGACAUUUGUGAGGAGAUGGCCUCCUUUCCCUUUCCUCCUCAGAGCCUGGAUGUUAUUCUAGCAGUCUUUGUGCUCUCCUCCAUUCAUCCGGAGCGAAUGCAAGGAGUCGUGGGGAGACUAUCUACAUAUUUGAAACAUGGAGGGAUAUUUCUCUUCCGUGAUUAUGGGAGAUAUGACUUCUCACAACUCAGGUUUAAGAAGGGACGGUGCUUAUCAGAGAACUUCUACACACGUGGAGAUGGAACCUGUGUUUAUUUUUUCACAAAAGAAGAGGUUCAUGAUUUAUUUUCCAGUGCUGGACUGGAAGAAAUUCAGAAUCUGGAGGACAGGCGACUACAAGUGAACAGAGGAAAGAAAGUUGCAAUGCACCGUGUUUGGAUGCAGAGCAAGUACAGGAAAUCAUAUCAACCUCCACCAUCUUAACACCCCACUAUGCACAGCCUCAUUCAGAGCUAGAUGUCUUUUUAUACUUUGAUGCUUCAUUCGAUCUUGAUGUGUUUUUUACCAAAGAAGUAUGUGUACAACAACAAAACUGUAUGAAAUAAACUUUGAAGACAUGUUGUUAAACAUAGCUGUGGUGUUAUCUGGUUUUAUAUACUAUAGAUCCCUGUUUAAUACACUGUAUUAAUACAGUAAUCUACAGUAUAAAGUGACCAAUUAGUUGGGAAGGAAGGACAGACGAGACAGUGAGCAUGCAUUUGACUGAACACACUGACUUUGCUAAUGAGUGAAAUUCAAAGCCCCCUUAUUUUUUUAGGAUACAUAUUAUGGAAGCCAAUUAAUUCAAGCAAAAGAAAAGAAUAGAUAAAAAGUUACACAAGUCAAAAAACUGGGAAAAUUAUAAGGAAUUAAAUUUUAAGAUGUCAAAAUUAUGAGAAAGUAAGUCAAAUUUCCUACCUUUGUCUAAUAAAUUUUA
Seriola dumerili (greater amberjack) is the source of this 1766-nucleotide messenger RNA. RefSeq names its product methyltransferase like 8 (gene mettl8). Gene Ontology annotation, molecular function: tRNA (cytidine-N3)-methyltransferase activity. Lineage: Eukaryota; Metazoa; Chordata; Actinopteri; Carangiformes; Carangidae. Bases 95 to 1273 code for a protein of 392 amino acids. The record is from RefSeq and is a predicted model, not a curated record. The transcript is spliced from 10 exons.